AUGGCGAACUCAGAAUCAGGAUCUGAUUCGGGAGCAGAGAAUGAGUGUCCAACCACAAUACCUACACGAGGGCCGACGCAAAUGAAUGAAAUAUCCAAACUAAUGGAUCAGGGCAAAAGAGUGGCCCUCGAAGUUAAUGAUAAAGGUCAAUACUGUGGAAAAAGCUACGCGAAGCUCGUAUCCACUCUGGGAGUCAGAUGUCGGCAGACAAUAGGGUUGGCUUAUAAAAAUUGGAAAGAAGUCAACCAGACUCUGAAAAAUAAAGUUUGGAAAGACAUUCAGACGGGGUUCAUUGUGCCGGACACCUUCAAACAUGAUUGUCUCAUCCUAGCUGGGAAGUUAAUGAAAGACUUCAAGAAUAGGAUGACAAAAGACAUCAUAAUGCCCGCGUUGAAAGAGAAUGAUGCGGGACGACCGGCACAAGUCCCCGAAAAGCACCGGAGAUCGACGCCUGGCGAUUGGUGCAAAUUUGUUGAAAGUAGACUAACUCCUGAAUUUCUGGAAUUGAGUAAGGUGCAACGUGAACGUUCCUCAAAAAUUCAAUCCAGACAUCGAAGUGGUCGGAGUGGGAUGGUGAACGUACGGGAAGCUGUGAAAAAGGACCUCGAAGUUGCAGAUCCUCCCCGCCACCGUGUUUGGAUUAAAUCUCGCACCAAGAGUAGAAAACUUGUCACUGAUUACGACAAGGAAAUUGCCGAGAAGAUAGCUCAAUUAGAGGAGAAGCUUAGUCAGGGACAAAUUCAGGUCCAGGGCCAAAACGAUAUCCUCACGCAGGCGCUCGGGACACCAGAGCAUCCUGGACGUGUCAGGGCUGCUGGGUUCCUGACCAGGGCAUCUCAACUGUUCGGCAGGAAGAAAAGGGAAGUGUCUGAUGUUGUGGCUCGGCAAGCGAAGGAGAUUGAACAAUUAAAAGCCGAAGUCCAAUCCCUUAAGCGACGGAGAGAACGAUGA
Molecule: messenger RNA, 951 nt
Organism: Cannabis sativa
Lineage: Eukaryota; Viridiplantae; Streptophyta; Magnoliopsida; Rosales; Cannabaceae
Exons: 7
Coding region: 1-951 (316 amino acids)
Source: RefSeq, a predicted model, not a curated record